AUGAAAAGCUUCCUUUCCUUUGCAGUCCUGGCUGCCCUGCUGCUGCUGCCCAGCUCCCAGGCAGUCUAUGUUCAGGAUGGGGACUUGAAAUUCUCCCUUGAGUCUGUGAAGAAGCUGAAGGAGCUGAUGGAUGAGAGGAGGAAGGUCAACCCUCGCGUGCUGGUCUCCAAGGCUGCCUCUUCCCCCUGUGCUGACAAAGAUCUCCCUGAGGAGUUCCAACCUGUGUGCAACAGAGGAGAUGCCCCCAAGAUAUUCGAGAGGCUGAGCUCAGCUAUCCAGGAUGCUGAUUUAUGUGAGAUCUGUGCCAAUGCUGCCUGUGCUGGUUGCUUCUGAAUGAAGAGGAAGCCCCCAGAGAGGAUGUGUCAAGGGAAGACUCUUGUGCACCCCACAGCUCUGGGCUCUCCCCACCUUCC
This is a messenger RNA of Dryobates pubescens (Downy woodpecker), 413 nucleotides long. RefSeq names its product guanylin-like. The record is from RefSeq and is a predicted model, not a curated record. The transcript is spliced from 3 exons. Bases 1 to 333 code for a protein of 110 amino acids. Gene Ontology annotation, cellular component: extracellular region. Lineage: Eukaryota; Metazoa; Chordata; Aves; Piciformes; Picidae. Gene Ontology annotation, molecular function: guanylate cyclase activator activity.